AUGGCAUCCCUGCUACCCAGCCGGACCUUGCCCUUGACCCUGGUCCUGAUGGUUAUCCUGGCCCCAGGGGCUGCAGUUUUCAACAUCUCAAGCCUCUCCGGCCUGCUGUCCCCGGCGCUCACGGAGAGCCUGCUGGUUGCCUUGCCCCCCUGCCACCUCACCGGGGGCAACGCCACCCUGACGGUCCGGAGAGCCAAUGACAGCACAGUGGUGACGCGUGGCUUUGUGGUGCCCCCCUGCCGUGGGCGAAGGGAGCUGGUGAGUGUGGUGGACAGCGGGGCCGGCUUCACCGUCACCCGGCUCAGCGCAUACCAGGUGACAAACCUCGCGCCAGGAACCAAAUACUACGUCUCCUACCGGGUGCGGAAGGGGACGGCCACUGAGUCCAGCCGAGAGGUCCCCAUGUCCACCCUCCCUCGACGCCAGGGGGCCUCCCUCGGGCUGGGGAUGGCCCGCACGGGGGGCAUGGUGGUCAUCACGGUGCUGCUCUCCGUCGCCAUGUUCCUGCUGGUCGUGGGCUUCGUCGUGGCCCUGGCACUGGGCGCCCGGAAGUGA
Messenger RNA from Eptesicus fuscus (big brown bat), 555 nucleotides. It is a transcript of the gene UPK2, whose product is annotated as uroplakin 2. Gene Ontology annotation, cellular component: apical plasma membrane. The record is from RefSeq and is a predicted model, not a curated record. NCBI's taxonomy places the organism in Eukaryota, Metazoa, Chordata, Mammalia, Chiroptera, Vespertilionidae. The coding region runs from base 1 to 555 and encodes 184 amino acids. Gene Ontology annotation, biological process: epithelial cell differentiation. The transcript has 5 exons.